Messenger RNA from Thalassophryne amazonica, 1449 nucleotides. Its product is annotated as zinc-binding protein A33-like. The record is from RefSeq and is a predicted model, not a curated record. Gene Ontology annotation, molecular function: zinc ion binding; protein binding. The coding region runs from base 13 to 1422 and encodes 469 amino acids. The transcript is spliced from 6 exons. NCBI's taxonomy places the organism in Eukaryota, Metazoa, Chordata, Actinopteri, Batrachoidiformes, Batrachoididae.
CGCUUCGAUCCGAUGGAGAGAGAACCUUCUUUCUCAAACAAAGAUUUGCUUUGUCCUUUAUGCUGUCAGGUUUUUACCAUUCCUGUUCUCCUAAAAUGUGGGCAUAACGCUUGCAAAAUGUGUUUGCUAAAGCUGUGGGAUUCGGUUGGGAACCGCGAAUGUCCCAUGUGUCACACAGUGUCCAUCUCUGCGAGGCCUCCAAUUGAUCUGGCUUUGAAAAAGGCUGCUGAUGCCUAUCGAGUGCAAGCAAAGAGCAAGACUGAAGGCUUCUGUGUUCUACACAACGAAAAACUGAAGUUUUUCUGUCACAAGGAUGAAGAGCUCAUCUGCCUCAUCUGUCAGACAUCAAAACAGCAUAAAAUUCAUGAUUGCAGUCCAGUGGAGGAGGCCUACCUUCAAAAAAAGAGAGAAAUUUCAGCAAAGCUCGAGUCCUUGCAGAAAACUUUGCAAACGCUGAACAAGACAAAGGAGCAAUGGAAUGAAACUAAAGAGCACAUAAAGACACAAGCAGACGAAAACGAGGAAGUAAUAAAAGAAGAGUUUAAGAAGUUACACAACUUUCUUUGGGAGGAGGAAAAGACCAGACUGAAGAUGCUCAGACAGGAAGAGGAUGUUAAGAACAAGGUGAUGUGUAAGAAGCUGGAAGAUAUUGAGGAUCAGAUCAGAAAGCUAUCUUCCAUCAUCAGUGACACCAAGACUGCACUUCGAUCAGAGGAUUUACCUUUUUUACAGGACUACAAGCACAUAUCGAAGAGGACCAAAUGCAACAUUCAUGAGCCAGAGUGCAUCAGAGAUAUUUUGAUAGACUCUGCGAAGCAUUUGGGAUCACUCAAGUAUGAAGUUUGGAAGAAGAUGGUUCGCAUUGCUCAGUAUGUUCCCAUUACUUUUGAUCCAAACACGGCCCAGUCCAACUUGAAAUUCUCUGAAGAGCUGACAAGUGUGCAGUACAGCAGUAAGCUGAUCCUACCCGACAACCCUGAACGCUGCACCAGCCGCAUGUGUGUACUGGGAGCAAAUGGCUUCACUUCAGGGAAGCACAGCUGGACAGUCGAGGUCGGCCAGAGCAAAGAAUGGCACAUUGGAGUGGCCAGAGAGUCCAUUAAAAGGAAGAAGAAUGUCUUUCUCGACCCUUGUGAGGGGUUCUGGGUAAUUGGUCUGUGUAAUGGGAACACAUACUCAGCUCAGAUGUCUCUUCGCAUCAAACUAAUGGUGAAGAAAAAGCCUGAGAAGAUCACUAUACAGCUGGACUAUGACAAAGGAAAGAUAGUGUUCAUCGACGCUGAAGAUCUGACAAUAAUUCACACAUUCAAAGACAAAUUUACUGAGCGGAUAUUUCCGUAUUUCGCCCCUAGUUUGUAUGAGGGGAUAAACUCCAGCCCAAUGACAAUCUGUCCUAUGACAGUUACAACUGAUGUCAAAUAAGUACAAUAAACAUCUUUGUCGCACAUU